GUCCCCUUUGUCGACCCGCUUCCGGUCCCUCUCUCUCCGUGCAGCCGCCGCCAUGGUGAACGUGCCCAAAACCCGCAGGACCUACUGCAAGAAGUGCGGCAAGCACCAGCCUCACAAAGUCACCCAGUACAAGAAGGGCAAGGACUCUCUCUACGCCCAGGGAAAGAGGCGAUACGAUCGGAAGCAGAGUGGCUAUGGUGGACAGACGAAGCCUAUCUUCCGGAAGAAGGCCAAGACCACAAAGAAGAUUGUGUUGAGGCUUGAAUGUGUCGAGCCCAACUGCAGGUCUAAGAGGAUGUUGGCUAUUAAGAGAUGCAAGCACUUUGAACUUGGAGGAGACAAGAAGAGAAAGGGUCAAGUGAUCCAGUUCUAAGCAGCUUGAUGAUUUGAUGGAGCAAUUAAAAUGCUGAAACCAUUGUA
Messenger RNA from Ornithorhynchus anatinus (platypus), 420 nucleotides. RefSeq names its product ribosomal protein L36a (gene RPL36A). Gene Ontology annotation, biological process: translation. Gene Ontology annotation, molecular function: structural constituent of ribosome. Gene Ontology annotation, cellular component: cytosolic large ribosomal subunit; ribosome. NCBI's taxonomy places the organism in Eukaryota, Metazoa, Chordata, Mammalia, Monotremata, Ornithorhynchidae. The transcript is spliced from 5 exons. The coding region runs from base 53 to 373 and encodes 106 amino acids. The record is from RefSeq and is a predicted model, not a curated record.